Molecule: messenger RNA, 4409 nt
Organism: Priapulus caudatus
Lineage: Eukaryota; Metazoa; Priapulida; Priapulimorpha; Priapulimorphida; Priapulidae
Product: protein boule-like
Exons: 11
Coding region: 84-1238 (384 amino acids)
Molecular function (GO): RNA binding
Source: RefSeq, a predicted model, not a curated record
GAUCGUUGAUCGUGCUGUUAGGUGGAUAGUUACGUCGUAGUACUAGUAGUUGUUGUAUUUGUUCCAUAGGAGGACCCACAACAAUGUCUACAACAAGUUCACACGAAGGAAUGUCUCCUGUGCCAUCGCCAACAGAUUCUCUACCGAAUGCGACUCAUCCACCAAAAUAUGGCACACUCAUUCCUAAUAGAAUAUUUGUGGGAGGAAUACCAGCUAACACAAAUGAUAUCGAACUAAAGGCAUUUUUUAGUGUACAUGGAGCUGUCCGGGAAGCUAAGAUCAUUGCAGAUCGUGCUGGUGUUUCUAAAGGGUAUGGAUUUGUAACGUUUGAAAGGGAAGAUGAAGUAAAGAAAAUAUUGGAGGAGACAGAAGGCAUGGUGUUCAAAGAAAGAAAAUUAAACAUCGGCCCUGCCAUCCGAAAGCAGCCGUUCUGCUCAAAGGUUUAUUAUUCACCACAGCCAAUGGGCAAUGGUGCAAUCAUGUACGACCCUGCAGUUCCUAGCUACUCUACUGGCCUCACCAUAUACUCCCCAGAUGCCGGCACAGGAUACUCGGGACUGCCCCAACCACAGCAGGCUGCUACCUAUCCAAUAACUCAGCCAAGCAUCUAUUCUCUACCUCAGUCUGCAUAUGCCCAAUAUCAGACACCAGUAAGUCCGCCUCAAGCUUCUUGGAGCCAGUGGCGUUGGGCCACCCCGCAGGGUGGCAGCUAUGUGGCCUUCCCCAACUACAUGCCUCCCGAGGCAGCCAUGAUGUACGUGAAUAGUGCAGCUCAGCAUCAGCAGCAGCAGCAGCAGCUCUACGCAAUGGAGGCAUCAGCUGAGCAAGCGUCUGUGAUGGAGCCGGGCCCGCCUGAGGGCAGUAUGGCGCCUUCCAGUAUUAGCCCCAAGUUUGAGAUGGCUGGGCUGCAACCUGGAAAUGGCCAAGGAUCCCUGCUCAGGAAGCCGAUGCCGCCGUCGCUUAUGGGACCAGCUCAGCAUCAGCAUCGUUUGUCCCAGUCUCUACAGUCGCACGUUCACCGCCCGAUGCCCUAUAGUCCGACCGCGCCGCCGCCGACCGUGUACGCGUACAGCGCCGACCCUCAGACGUUCGCCUGGAUACCCGUUAGCGAGCGGACGGGCAAGCCUCGUCUCGUCGCCAAGACCGUGAACGGCGUCAAAGUUCUCGUUGAGGAGUUGAACACCAGUGGGCAGCACUCGUCGCCGCCGCCGACGCACGCGGGCAACGGCAUGGCGUGAGAGCGUUGAUGCUGUGUGGUGUGAAGGGUCUUCCUCUCUCUCUCCCUCCGAGCCGGAGUGCGCGUCGCACCCCCGGACCCCUGAGAAGUCCCACGUCAUUGGCAUUCCAUGUAAGAAUGAAUAUUUUGAUACGCGUAUUUUUAUGUCGACCUUUUUUUGAUAGCGUGUUGAUGAGAGAGCGUAGUUUGAUGAUACCCGUGUCACUGCGGCUGUGAUGGCUGGGCAUUGGCUUCCUGCAGUCUUUAAGUCUAGCCGAUAAACGUUAGCUGUGUGUGUGUGUGUGUGUGCAUGCGCGCGCGUGUGUGUGUGUGUGCGUGCGCGCGUGUGUGUGUGUGUGCGCGCGUGUGCGUGCGUGCGUGUGUGUAUGUAUGUGCGUGCGUGCGUUUGCAGAUGUUGCCGGCACGCACUUAUGUGUGCUGCACUGCGAUCGUGCGUGCAUGGGUGGACGUUUUUCGGAGCAGAUAUUAAUAAUGGCCGAGGGUUUUGAAUAUGUGUGGUUUUUUUUGGCAGUGCAUGUGUACAGUAUGUUGUCGUGUUUUCUUGUCAUUCAGGUGCACUUGCUGUGAUCAGUAGUAUGUUGAUUUUUUGUACAUUUGGGGAUUUUGUACGGAACUGCUUUGUGUACUCAUGUUUAUCUCACUGUCGUUGAUGUAUUACUACAUUUGUAUUUAAAGACAGAGAAUCUCGUUACCAUUGCUUGUUGUCGUGUUGUAAUAUUUUCUGGUGCAACUCUGCUAUAACAACACUGCAUCACCAUUGGUGACAUUUUUUGAUGAAGAUUUUUUUGUAGGUGAGCCUUUUUACCCCACGAUAUAUAUCAAUGUUGAAUAUGUGCUUGAAUUUAACGUUGUUUUGAUUGCUAUCACCUAGGCUAUACGAGCAAAUGACGUGCUGUCCAGUUUUUGUGUAGGCUAUACCAAGCACUGUUGGAAAUCCACUUCAUACCACCUAAAUUCAUCUAUGAGAACUUUGAUCAGAAAUCAGUGUCAUGUCAUUCAUGAAAAUUUUUGUGGUAAUUUCUCAUUAUUGUCAAAGUUGUAUGUACUUUUUAAUAUAUAAAUGGUAAAAUGAUAACUAUAUACAUAUUAACUAAGUAUACUGGUACUUUAUUAACGUUUUCUCGUCCGUUUUAGCCUGUCCCUUGACGCGUGCGUUUGUUGGCGUAGAGGCUAGGCUGCCUGUUUGCCCGAAACUCUGAGCUUCUAAGCAGUGGCCCUACAGCACGCCUACUGCUAUUUUAGUGGUUUGUACACGUCUACAGUAUUGUAACGCCGUUUUAAAAGCACUGUGCGAGGAGAAUAUCUGUUUACGUUGGAUAGCGUUUGCCGGUGUUGUUGCUAUUGUUGUUUUUGUUGUUGGCCCUGAUGGUCGGCUCACUGUACACACAAGUGAGUGUGUGUGUUUGUGUUGUGCGUGCUGGGAGAUUUGUUGUCAGUGUGCAUGCAUUUAUGGUGCUGUUACCUAUAUGGCGGAGAUAUGUUAGCUACGCAGUUGCUUUAUGUGGUGGUAAUGGUUGUGUAUAUCUAAAUUCUCGUUACGUGGCUCUACAAGCCUCGAGUCUGCAAGCAGCAAGGCAUGGCACGGCGAAUGUAGUUUCCCAUUGCCGCAUAUGUUCUGUUGGAAGUGUCCGAUAUCCUUUAUGGGAGGGACCUGUUAAAAAAAUUUACACUGGAGGCCGGGUGCAAAUUACAAUCUUGUUUUGGAAUCAACACAGUGAGCCGACCACUGGGCCAGCGUGUGCAGAGCACAAUAUUCGUGUGUAGUUCAGGAGUAGUGUAGUUAUAGCGAUAGUUAAGUUAAUUAGUGAGAGGCUGUGCGAGUGCAUUGUGUCUCUCGUGCGCGGGGUAGAGAGUAAGUAGAGAGAGUAACGUCUCUGCAUGCAUCUGUGAUGCAGGUAUCGAUGACAGAACUGUGACGUAUACAGUUUCCCCCGCGCGUGUGCGUGCGUGUCUUGCACUCGUCAUGGUGUGGUUUUUGUGUGUGUGAUUGCAUCCCAGUGAACGAAGAUAUUGGCAGUUGUUUUGGUGUCACCGUGUGUGCCUUAUCUCCCAUCUUGAAGUCAUGUCGCGCGUUGUAUAUUGUAAUGUAUUGAUGCAGGUGGGUAGUAAAGUUAAUUCGUGCACCUGCCAGGCAGGACCCGUUUUUGGAGAUUUUUUCCCCCCAACACUCCACUCCCAUCAUCUAGUAACGCGUUUUCAAGAUGGGGAUGUGUUCGCGGUAUUGUUAUCUGGAUGUGUUGUGGAACUGUGUAUGCAGCUUCAGUGUGUAAUAAUAAGUCGAUGAACACGCAAGGAACCGUGUGUGUGCGUGCGUGCGCAUGUGUGUGCACGUUAAGUACUGCUCAGGUUUGAUGCUUCGUAUCCGUCCUGUAGCUGUAGUAGUUAAGAGCCUCUUUAUUCUAUAAUAUAAUAUUUAAGUUCGAUAGGGAAAUCUCCCCUAAAAGUAAGUACUAUGUAAUCAGAGCGAUCUGUGCUAGUGCCAAAGAUGGUUAUGCGGUUGUCGUUGUCGUCGUCGUCAGCGUCGUUGUUGUAGUCGUUAUGUCGUGUAAACUGCUGGAAUUGUGGGGCCACGUUUGUGACAUCGGUGGUGUGGCGUGGUAUUGAGUGGUGUAAAUGCGUCCUAAAAUUACCUAGCUUGAGAAAGCUUUAAAGCAGUUUAAUGCCGUAUGUGUCUAAAGUUUUGUAUAUAUAACGUAUUUAAAAAAAAAACAAAAAAACGUAAUGAAUAUUGUAUGCAAGAGAUUUUAGAACGUCACCACACUCGUCGCUUUGGUCCUUUUUCCCAUUUUAAAUCAAAAACCGCGCUCGCGCGCGAUGUAAAGGUGACUUUUAAUGUGGCGACGUAGUUAAAUCUCGCUUGAAUGAUCUUGAUUUUAUAUCGCCUUGAGCAUGUUAAUGUGAAGUGAUAUGACCUGUAUUCAUGUGUUUAUUGGGGUUGGAUAUCGCCGGCCAAUGCCGCGGUGGUGCUGUACCACGUAUAUAACUGUGAACGCGUGCGUACCCCCCACUAAACUCGGACGAAACACGGCGUGUGUAUAGCAGAGCAUGGCUGGCAUGUGGUUGUUUUGCCAAAGAAAAUAUUGAUACGAAGUGUAACCCCAGGUGUCAGUUAGAUAGAUCGUGUAUGAUCGAUGCGUUAUACGAAAUAAAGUGAAGCCAUCUAAAUGGGAAA